Messenger RNA from Theobroma umbraticum, 1556 nucleotides. The record is from RefSeq and is a predicted model, not a curated record. Lineage: Eukaryota; Viridiplantae; Streptophyta; Magnoliopsida; Malvales; Malvaceae.
GAAUAUAAACAGAACUCGGUAGCUUCCGACAAUUUUCUUGCAGAAAUGGAGAUGACUGCACAAUCGCUGUCCCAGGCAAAGCUCCCAAGCUGCUCAACCUCGCUUUCACCACCCUUCCUUCAUUCAAAGGCCACUCUUGCUGCAUCAAAUUUUGUAGUUCCAUUUCAGUCCUCUAAGGGUUAUGUUACUAAGCUAAAAUUUGAUAGAAUCAGAUCGAGGAAACAAAGAAAUCUUGGGGUUAUUUAUGCUUCUGAGGGUGAAAGUACUUCAUCAGAUGUCACUGAUAGAUGGCUUCUUGAGCCUGCAGGCGAUGGAGAUACAAGGCACAUAGGUUUUAAGGUUCAGAUGCCAGAUGCCUUUGAAAUUGCUUCCAGUGAAGUGACUGUUGGGCGUCUCCCUGAUAAGGCUGAUGUGGUGAUUCCUGUUGCAACAGUAUCUGGAAUUCAUGCCCGGAUUCAGAAGAAAGAAGGGAAUCUUCUGGUCACAGAUUUGGACAGUACCAAUGGAACGUUCAUUAAUGACCAGAGAUUAAGGCCAGGAGUCGUUGCCACUGUGCCACCUGGAAGUUUUCUUGUAUUCGGCUGCUUGGAUCCUGAAGAAUUCAAAGAAUUCAAACUUGUUAAGCGCACCCAACUCAGCCACAAUGUGGCUAAGUUUAAGUUUGCUCUUCCCACACCAACAUCAGUUUUGGGGCUUCCAAUUGGACAACAUAUGAGUUGCAGAGGAAAAGAUCAGCAUGGUGAUGAUGUUGUCAAGGCAUAUACUCCAACAACUUUGGAUUCAGAUUUAGGGUAUUUUGAACUAGUCAUAAAGAUGUAUCCCCAAGGAAGGAUGUCCCACCACUUUCGGGAGAUGCGUGAAGGUGAUUACUUGGCUGUGAAGGGACCCAAGGGGCGCUUCAGGUAUCAACCUGGACAAGUUAGAACAUUUGGUAUGCUUGCUGGGGGAACUGGCAUCACUCCAAUGUUCCAGGUUGCUAGAGCCAUUUUAGAAAACCCAAAUGACAAGACUAACAUUCAUCUUAUUUAUGCCAAUGUCACUUAUGAGGACAUUCUGUUAAAGGAAGAGUUGGAUGAGCUUGCGAGUAAAUUUCCUAACCGCAUGAGUGUGUACUAUGUUCUGAAUCAGCCUCCUGAAGGAUGGGAUGCUGGUGUUGGAUUCGUAUCCAAGGAAAUGAUUCAAGCCCACUGCCCUGCUCCUGGUCAAGAUAUUCAGAUUUUGAGAUGUGGACCGCCUCCCAUGAACAAGGCCAUGGCUUCUCAUCUAGAAGCUCUCGGGUACUCUUCUGAAAUGCAAUUCCAGUUUUAAUCUCCACUCUAAUGGUGCUGCUGUCACUUAUAUCCCUUUAUCGAUUCCCUACAAAUUUUUAAGUGAGCCCUGGAAGAAACUCAAGCUCUUUACGCCAUGAGUUAUUUUAGCCAGAGCAGUCAGUCAGUCCUACAAUAAUCAGGAUGGAGAGGAUUUGGUAAUUUAUGCUGUACUCAUCACAUAUUUUUCCUAGCAAAUUUUGCUCCUCCCAAAACACAUUGAUCAAAGUUCCAUAAUUAAUUUGACUA